CGCGGUCUGCGUUCACCGCACUCCCCAGCGGCAUAAAAGCUCUCUUUUGACACCAUCGACAGUAGUUCUACCUAACAAAUGGCCCGCUUCUCUGCCGCUGUAAUCGCUUUGACGCUCGCGGGUGUCGCCACUGCGCAAGUCUGUUCCUCAGGCAGCUGCUGGACCAGCCCUUCCAACGCCACCGACCACGGAUGCCAGACUUGGGCGGGCGGAGUCGAUGCCUGGGCCACUUGUGGCUUCGAGGGAGCUGUGACCUGCACGACCUGUCUGCCGUGCAACACCGAACACUGCUACACGUCUCCUUCGCAAGCUACUGGUGCCGGAUGCACCGCCUGGGCUGGUGGAGUCGACGUCUGGCAGACAUGUGGAUUUGACGGAGCCAUCACUUGCAGAACCUGCGCCGCUUGAGUUGUAGUCCAGGACGCGCGCAAAUAGUACAUGCUUUGAUACUUCUAAUAUAACACCUUUCUUGACGGUUGACGCUGGGACAGCUGGGGGCGAGGGAAUCGGAGUGUGGCGAUGCUCUGAUAGGCGCGUGCGAUGGCGGCGGAGAACAACGAUCUGAGCUAUCUACGGAACAAUCGGCUUGACUGUAGAUCCGAUCAGCACAGCCACCGAUCACCCUUCCUUGCCCACCGACACAACGCGUCACCCGGUUGCUCGUCUCAAAAUACACACCAAGCCAUCCGAGUGGGCCGAAAAAAUAGCAUCGACAAGGAACUCUCCAUUCUCCAGAGGCCGGAUAGUCAUCCGCCGCCAUUCGCACAGCAGCGGCUGUGCCGCGUUCGCGACCGAUCUACAUAUAGCC
Mycena citricolor is the source of this 808-nucleotide messenger RNA. The record is from the annotation of a GenBank genome assembly. NCBI's taxonomy places the organism in Eukaryota, Fungi, Basidiomycota, Agaricomycetes, Agaricales, Mycenaceae.